Messenger RNA from Protopolystoma xenopodis, 306 nucleotides. The record is from the annotation of a GenBank genome assembly. Lineage: Eukaryota; Metazoa; Platyhelminthes; Monogenea; Polystomatidea; Polystomatidae.
AUGACCGACAUUUCUGAUGAUGUCCAUCGAAUGAUGGACGAAAGCUCAGCCCGUUUUCACCCGAAACGAGGGAUGAAGUCUCGUGAAUUGCGUCGACCUGAACGUCAUAUCAAAGCCAAACGGCUGCAGUACAAUGGGAUUCAUCCGUCCUCUUCUGAGAAGAUCGACCUACGAAUCUAUUCUUCGUGCACUUUCAUACGAAAUGAAAGUCCUCCCAACAAUGUUAUCUCAGGAGUUUCAACGAAACCCAGUUUCUCUUCGUAUAUCUUUAUCCUGCUCACACCCCUUCAUGAAUUACAGACAUAA